CUCCUCCCGCGCGGGCCGCCAGCUUCCUGCCGGCGCCCGGUGCCGCCGCGGCCGCGCACGGGGCUGCUCCGCGCCACGCCGGCAGGUGCCGCCGCCGCGGGCUGCGCUGCGCUGCGCUGCGCUGGGGCCCGGCGGCGCCAUGGCGGGCGGCGGCUACGGCUGCUACCGGGCGGCGAUCUUCGGCGCCAUGUUCGGCGGGUACACGCUCUACUACUUCAACCGCAAGACCUUCUCCUUCGUCAUGCCCGCCGUCAUGGCCGAGGUGCCGCUGGGCAAGGACGAGCUGGGUCUCAUCACCAGCAGCCAGUCCGCGGCUUACACCAUCAGCAAAUUUAUCAGCGGCGUCCUGUCCGAUCAGAUGAGUGCCCGCUGGCUCUUCUCCUCCGGCCUGCUGAUGGUGGGCUUGGUCAACGUGGCCUUCUCCUGGAGCUCCACCGUGACGGCCUUCGCGGGGCUGUGGUUCCUGAACGGGCUGGCGCAGGGGCUGGGGUGGCCGCCCUGUGCGAAGGUGCUGCGAAAAUGGUUUGAGCCGUCCCAGUUUGGGACUUGGUGGGCAAUCCUGUCUACAAGCAUGAACUUGGCUGGGGGCUUAGGCCCCAUUGUUGCUGCUGUCGUGGCUCUGAAGUACGAUUGGCGUACGACUUUGUCCUUCUCUGGCUUCAUCUGCGUGGUUGUCUCUUUUAUUUGCCUUGUCCUGAUAAAAAAUGAGCCGUCGGAUGUUGGGCUACCCAACAUUGAACAAGGAACCAAGAAAGGGAAGAAAGGGUCCUCCGAGGACAAUAGCACUCUGACAGAGCUGCUGCUCUCACCAUACCUCUGGGUGCUCUCAACAGGCUACUUGGUUGUUUUUGGAGUGAAAACAUGCUGUACAGACUGGGGACAGCUCUUCCUCAUCCAGGAGAGGGGACAGUCUGUGCUUGUGGGUAGUUCCUACAUGAGUGCCUUGGAGAUUGGAGGUCUGGUGGGCAGCAUUGCUGCUGGGUACCUUUCUGACAGAGCAGUAGCAAGAGUAGGUCUGUCAAACUACGGGAAUCCUCGGCACGCGCUGCUGCUUUCCAUGAUGGCAGGAAUGUGCGUUUCAAUGUAUCUGUUCCGGGUCACGGUCACAGGCGACUCUCCCAAGGAAAAUAACAUCUGGACUGUAGCCUUGCAACCUCUAGCUGAUCUCACAGGCCUAAAAGAAAAUGAGCUGUGGAUACUGACUCUCGGAGCUGUGUUUGGGUUUUCUUCGUAUGGACCCAUCGCCCUUUUUGGGGUUAUAGCCAAUGAAAGUGCCCCCCCCAACCUGUGCGGUACCUCCCAUGCCAUCGUGGCUCUCAUGGCCAAUGUUGGGGGUUUUCUGGCUGGACUACCAUUCAGUACCAUUGCCAAGCACUACAGCUGGGCCACAGCCUUCUGGGUAGCUGAAAUCACCUGUAUUGGUAGCACAGUGGCCUUCUUCCUAUUGCGGAACAUCCGCACCAAGAUGGGUCGGAUUCCCAAGAAGGCUGACUGAAGAUAAGCUGCUUGGUGAAAAAGAUGCCCCUACACUGACGUGAAUGAUGCACUACUUUUUUUUUUUUUAUUAACUGGCCUAGGAGUGUGUUACCUAUUGCUGCAACCUAGAUAAAAAUGUCUCAAUUUCUCA
Molecule: messenger RNA, 1627 nt
Organism: Dromaius novaehollandiae (emu)
Lineage: Eukaryota; Metazoa; Chordata; Aves; Casuariiformes; Dromaiidae
Product: glucose-6-phosphate exchanger SLC37A4-like
Exons: 9
Coding region: 140-1495 (451 amino acids)
Biological process (GO): phosphate ion transmembrane transport; glucose-6-phosphate transport
Cellular component (GO): endoplasmic reticulum membrane
Molecular function (GO): glucose 6-phosphate:phosphate antiporter activity
Source: RefSeq, a predicted model, not a curated record